AUGCCUCAUACUGGUCAGCAAAUCAACGUACUGGAAUUACUGAUCAGUACUGAAAAGAAAGGUCAACGGUUGAUCGACGAGGCACGGAUUCGAAGGAAAGAGCGGAUCAAGAAUGCCAGAGAUCAGGCAAAUGGAGAGAUCACUAAAUUCAGACAGGUAAGCCAGCUUUGGUGUCAUAGAGUGUGAUGUAGAAGAGAGCAAUGUCAAUUUAAGUAAAACUGAAUGUAAUUUUCUAUAUUCAAAAAAACGCUUUCUUUGUUUCAGCAAUGCGAGGUCAAGUUCCAGCAUCAGUUGCAAGCGAAGAACAAAGAAAUGCAAGAUUACAAAGUGCAGGUCGAACGAGAAACUGAAACCAAGUUGCAGAUGAUCAGGUCAAAUGUCGAGAAGAACAAGAGCAGAAUAGUGUUCAUGCUUUUGGACGUCCUAACCAAUAUUAACCCCGAGGUACAUCGAAACUUGGCCAGCAGGAUUGCCGUAGGUAAAGGAGUCUUCAAGCCGAGGACACCUUGGAGACCCUUGGAAUUGCGUUUCCAUGAUUAA
Messenger RNA from Bursaphelenchus okinawaensis, 540 nucleotides. NCBI's taxonomy places the organism in Eukaryota, Metazoa, Nematoda, Chromadorea, Rhabditida, Aphelenchoididae. The record is from the annotation of a GenBank genome assembly.